Molecule: messenger RNA, 1231 nt
Organism: Arachis stenosperma
Lineage: Eukaryota; Viridiplantae; Streptophyta; Magnoliopsida; Fabales; Fabaceae
Product: protein gar2-like
Exons: 7
Coding region: 1-639 (212 amino acids)
Molecular function (GO): RNA binding
Source: RefSeq, a predicted model, not a curated record
AUGAACUUCAAGCAGAUCGUGUGGGACGAUGCCGGGAAGAGAAGGGAAUGUGUCGAUGCGGCGAACAGCCGAACAGCAACAACACAACUACAUUUUUUCUUUGCCGGAACUUCUAGCCAUCCUGAGCUCUCUCUCACCUUCCAAACUUCAGCCCCUUCGAAUUUGGAACAUUACAACCAUAUUGGCUGUAUAUUAGAUGUUUACGUUCCCAGGGAUCCUAAGAGAUCAGGUCAUAGAGGUUUUGGAUUUGUUACUUUUGCUGAAGAUGGUGUAGCAGAUCGUGUCUCACGAAGGCCUCAUGAAAUUUGUGGACAACAGGUAGCGUUAGAUUCAGCCACACCUGUUGAUGAUGCAAGUCCGAGUGAGAAUUUUAUGAUGAAUGGCGUGGGUUCUUUUGGGGGUUAUGGAGGUCCUAUGCGAACUUAUGGGAGGAUGUAUGGUAGCCUAGACUUCGAGGAUUGGGGUUAUGGAAUUCCCAGUGGGAGGCCAUCAAGAACAGAUUGGAGAGACUUGGGAAUGGGACAUGAUGAAAUGAGGGGAUUAUUCCCUAUUGCUUUUGAAUAUUCAGCGAGAAUGCUGUUCACAAAGGCAUCUUCCAGUGCUCAUAUGUUGCAUGCCAUGAACUGUGCGCCAAAGUAGCAUAUAUUAUUGUUUUGUUGUUGCUGGAUUCCUGAAGAAGAAAACGACGUUACUGAGAAAACAACAACAACAACAACAAAGCCUUGUCCCACUAAGUUCACACAAAAUAAUUGAUUUAUGCAAACUGAAAUGAGGUUGCAGAUAAGCAGAGAAGGUAGUGCUCAGAUAUAGGCAUCAUAGUUGGUGCAAUAGUUGGAAGUUGUUUAUGAGGUUCAAGGUCCUUGAGAAUGCGAAAUGGACACUCUCCAGUCUUGCUACGACUGCUUUGGAAGAAGUGGUUAGGAAUUGGUAAAGAAACCUGAUAUCAAUGUCACUGAGAUGUCCAUUUGAUCAGUAUAAUGGAUGGAAUGUACAAUGUUAGCUGUGUUCUGGUUUGAAUUAUGUUAUUGACUCACUGCUUGUAGUGUAUAAUUUGUGCUCUAUGCUUUCCUUUCGUUUGAGUAUUUCAUGUCAGUAGAAAAUGUGUGAUUCAGUGUAAGAUAGAAAGAUGUCAUAUUUGAGUUGCUCUUGUAACACAACCAUGACUAAACACUUCAUUGCUUAUUUCUAUGAAAAUAAGACAAGUAAUGUUAUGUGUAACAAGAAUGAAGAA